Molecule: messenger RNA, 2673 nt
Organism: Aquila chrysaetos chrysaetos
Lineage: Eukaryota; Metazoa; Chordata; Aves; Accipitriformes; Accipitridae
Gene: SYNDIG1
Product: synapse differentiation inducing 1
Exons: 4
Coding region: 284-1060 (258 amino acids)
Biological process (GO): synaptic vesicle clustering; positive regulation of synapse assembly
Cellular component (GO): synaptic vesicle membrane; excitatory synapse; postsynaptic density membrane
Source: RefSeq, a predicted model, not a curated record
CCCGGUCCCCCCCCCUUCCCUCCCCACCACCACCACCACCACCACCACCAUCCCUUCCCCGCCUUCCUCCCCUCCCCGCCGCCGCCGGGAUGCUGCCGGGCUCCGUGCCCGGGCGUUGAAACCGCCGCCGGCCGGGGAGCCCCACCGGCAGCCCCCGGUGGGAGCAUCGCGCUGCGGGUCACCUUGCAGGGAGGAAAAUGGGAGCCACUGCCCCAGUGUGACCUGCCUCUGAGGUACAACAAAAUAAAGACCACCCAUCCCACUCCCUCAGACACCUCCCAGUAUGGAUGGCUUGGUUGAGCAGAACAGCGUGCUAAUGCACAAUAAGAUCGCUGAAGCCGGGAAAAGGAAUGGUUUAAUUAAUACAAGGAACUUAGUGGCAGAGAGCCGAGAUGGUCUGGUCUCUGUGUACCCGACCCCCCAGUACCAGACCCACCGAGCGGGCAGCCUUUCCUCUCCGAGCUGCCUAGAGAACGGCAGGAAUGACCCCGUGCAGCAGCUCCUGGACCCCAACAUGCUGCAGCAGACGGUGGAGUCUCACUACCGGCCCAACAUCAUCCUCUACUCGGAGAACGUGCUGCGCUCGUGGGGCGAGAGCAUUGGCUCGGAGUGCUGUGAAACUACCUUCAUCGAGGACCGCUCUCCCACCAAAGAUAGCCUGGAGUACCCGGACAGCAAGUUCAUCGAUCUCUCGGCGGAUGACAUCAAGAUUCACACUCUGUCCUAUGAUGUGGAGGAAGAAGAGGAUUUCCAGGAGCUAGAGAGCGAUUACUCAAGUGACACCGAAAGCGAAGACAAUUUCCUGAUGAUGCCACCAAGAGAUCAUCUCGGCCUCACUGUGUUCUCCAUGCUCUGCUGCUUCUGGCCAUUGGGAAUUGCUGCCUUUUACCUGUCUCAUGAGACAAACAAAGCAGUAGCCAAGGGGGACUUCCACCACGCAAGCUCCAGCUCCCGGCGAGCACUCUUCCUGGCUGUCCUGUCCAUCACAAUCGGAACUGGCAUCUACGUUGGGGUGGCCGUGGCUCUUAUUGCCUAUCUGUCCAAAAACAAUCAUUUAUGAGCCUCAGGAAAGGGGGAGAACCAGCCACCCGGCGCCUGCACUGCAGAAUUCCCCAGCAGAUCAGACUGCAUGAUUUUCCAAAAAGAUCAAGAGACAAACACCUUCUGGGGGCAGGUACAGGAUAAGAUGGGCUUGUGCAUUACUGUAGGGUGGGAAGCUGGCUGGGGUGGGGGUAGUUCCACCAUUUGUGAUGCACAAGUCUUGCUUCUCUUCAUGAACUCCCGUACAAGAAAGAAGGAAAGAAAGAGCGAAAGAGAGAAAGAAAGCAAAAGACAGAAAGAAAAAAGAAAAAAAAAAGAAAAGGAAGGAAGUUGGGGGAGGUCUGGAGAGGGGUGUUUUGCCUUUGCCUUCUUUGCAAUAUGGUGUUUACAAGCAGCUGGCAAACUGAGCUGUUCUCUUAAUACCUUCUUGGUGACCUGAACUUUGCAGCCAGCAUGAGCUUGUGCUUAGUUUGCUUGUUAAGCACGGCACUGAGAUCUGGGAAAGCAUGGACAGUGGCUGGUUCUCUGAAAGAGCAAUAUAACAACAGGAGGAAGAAUAUGUUUUCUUUUUUUUUUGAACGCAGGACUCAUUUGCCUAAGAGUGAAGCAGAGACCUCAGCGUAGAAUGGUAUUGCCUACUCUUCUUGUGUGGGUAGGUUUCCAUGGAGGAGAAAAGGAAAUAAAAAGUAUUUUUUCUUUCCUUUCCUUGUUUUUGGAUUAAGAUGUGACCCACAGGCCCACCCAAUGCAGAACAGCUGAGGUUACUGCAUGACUUGGCUCCGCAGACUGAGCGUGAGGUCGAAGUAGCAUGGGAUCUGUUGUAAAAUUAAUUCCUCCAUCCAGUCACAUUGUGAUAACGGCACAUUCCUGUGGCAUAUUGCUUAUCUGGGUUGCUCCACCUUACCGUGGAGACCUGCAUAGCAGUCAGUGCAAGAAACCUGGGGGAAAAAAUGCAAACUGAAAUACUAAUCAAUUUUAAAUUAAAAAUCGUGGUAAAGCAUGGGAAUUAACCAGGGGAAGGAAUGCUUCAUACAUUUCUGGGGUCCUGCUCAUACACAGAGCAGUGAAGGAGACCACUCAGAUUACAAGCUCACAGCUCAUCCCUGGACCAGGGACACAGCAUAGCAACGGAGAGACAAGCAUGUCCCUCGAUAAGCAGCGCAAUGGUAUGUUGUAAGGGAAUUGAGCGUUGUCCUUAUUUCACUGACUGAAAUGAUACAUUUAUUUUCUUCUUUACUCCUUCCCCACAGUCAAGCUUUUUUUUUUUUUUUUUUUUUGUCUUACAGAUGUACCAUUUCAUCCCACCAAGGGUGUAUCAGCAUAGAUAUAUAUGUAUCUACAUAUAUAUAUACAGAGAGAGAAACUGAUCAAAAUAAUAAGCAUUUUAUUAUUCACUGCAUUGUGGUUUACAAACAUAAUUUCUUUACCCAAGAAUGUCAUCAAAGACCUUUUUUUCCAACUCUGUAUUGUGUGUCAGCUUUGCUCUGGGACAGCUUUUUCUCCUGUUUUGGGGUUGGCAUUAUUUUGGUUUUAAUUUAACUUUUUUUUUAUUUUAGGGGGGAGGAGGACAAACACAUCCAAAACUAUUUUUCUGCUAGUUAUACAGUUUAUUAAAACACAUGGUAUACAGCU